CUCGCUAGCCCUCCGACUAGGCUCCGGCUGAGAGCGACCGCCCUCCUUGCGCCCAGCGCCGACCCGCCCGGCUCCCCGCGCCGAACCCAGCACCUCGGCUCCCCGGGGUCGGACCGAGGUCGCAAGCAGCGCCGCGGGGUGUGGGGCGGACCCAGGAGAUGAAAUGACAACGUCAACCCUCCAGAAAGCCAUUGAUCUGGUGACAAAAGCCACAGAAGAGGAUAAAGCCAAGAACUACGAGGAGGCACUCAGGCUCUACCAGCAUGCUGUGGAGUACUUCCUCCACGCUAUCAAGUAUGAGGCACACAGUGACAAGGCCAAGGAGAGCAUUCGAGCCAAGUGCGUGCAGUACCUAGACCGGGCAGAGAAGCUGAAGGAUUAUUUACGAAACAAAGAGAAACACGGCAAGAAGCCAGUCAAAGAGAAUCAAAGUGAGGGCAAGGGCAGUGAUAGUGACAGUGAAGGGGAUAAUCCAGAGAAAAAGAAAUUGCAAGAACAACUGAUGGGUGCUGUUGUGAUGGAGAAGCCCAACAUACGAUGGAAUGACGUGGCUGGGCUAGAGGGGGCCAAGGAGGCUCUCAAAGAAGCUGUCAUUUUGCCAAUUAAAUUCCCACACUUGUUCACAGGCAAGCGUACCCCUUGGCGAGGGAUACUGCUUUUUGGACCCCCUGGCACAGGGAAAUCCUAUCUGGCCAAGGCUGUGGCAACAGAGGCCAACAACUCUACCUUCUUCUCUGUGUCCUCCUCAGAUUUGAUGUCUAAGUGGUUGGGGGAGAGUGAGAAGCUAGUCAAGAAUCUCUUUGAGCUAGCCAGGCAACACAAGCCCUCCAUCAUCUUCAUCGAUGAGGUGGAUUCUCUCUGUGGGUCCCGGAAUGAAAAUGAGAGCGAGGCUGCCCGAAGGAUCAAAACAGAGUUCUUGGUCCAAAUGCAGGGUGUGGGGAAUAACAAUGAUGGGACUCUGGUUCUUGGUGCCACAAACAUCCCCUGGGUGUUGGAUUCAGCUAUUAGAAGGAGGUUUGAAAAGCGCAUUUAUAUCCCACUGCCAGAAGAAGCUGCCCGUGCCCAGAUGUUCCGAUUGCAUCUUGGGAGCACUCCACACAACCUCACAGAUGCCAACAUCCAUGAGCUGGCCCGGAAGACAGAAGGCUACUCAGGUGCAGACAUCAGCAUCAUUGUGAGGGACUCCCUUAUGCAGCCCGUCAGGAAAGUGCAGUCAGCAACACACUUCAAGAAGGUCUGUGGUCCUUCCCGCACCAACCCUAGCAUUGUGAUUGAUGACCUCCUGACCCCAUGCUCUCCAGGGGACCCAGGGGCCAUAGAGAUGACUUGGAUGGAUGUUCCUAGUGACAAACUCUUAGAGCCUGUGGUUUGCAUGUCGGACAUGCUCCGGUCUUUGGCCACCACCCGGCCCACAGUGAAUGCAGAUGACCUCCUGAAAGUGAAGAAAUUCUCAGAGGACUUUGGACAGGAGAGUUAAAAGCUUCUUCACUUGGGUGAAGGUGAAGGUGGGAGGUUGAUUGGGGCACAUCUACGGUACUCCCUACACUGGUGGCCAGACAGGGCUCCAGGGCUCGUCCUAAAGUCACCACAGUGUCUCCUCUGCUGUCUGGCCGCCAGCCAGGGAGCAGGAAGAAAAGGGCCUCCACAGCAGAUGACGCUCCGCUACAGUCUGGCACACAGUGGAUACUGGUUCUUCCUAGUUCUCUCUUCUGGAUGCUGACCAGUUCCUUUUCCUGCCCCUCCAUGUCUUUUUUAUUUUUGUUUCCCUAAAUUAAUGCUGCUUUGAUUUAUCUUGUUUAUAAAGAUAAAAUCCCCUGGAAGUGUCAAGGAGUGGGAGUAGCCAGGCCCCAGUUACUUUUAUGGCCAAGUUUGGCUGAGAACAGACUGAUGAAGAGUAAGAAAAGCCAUUCCCACCCUCCUAGGUUUGCAUCCAGAGCCCUGUGUCUUCCUUGCAAGAGGAGGAGAUGGUUUCUGUGAGCACAAAGCUGUUUUGAUCAGGAGAGAAGGCAGGUGCAUCUUCACUGCUGCCUCCCCACCCCCCCAGGCCCACCCUCCCGAGUGUAAGAACACUGAACCCAGCCACUGCCCUGGGUCCCUGUCCUGGAGAUGGUCUAAUAAAUCCUUUUCCCUUCUUGA
This is a messenger RNA of Marmota monax (woodchuck), 2136 nucleotides long. It is a transcript of the gene Vps4a, whose product is annotated as vacuolar protein sorting 4 homolog A. The transcript has 11 exons. Gene Ontology annotation, molecular function: ATP hydrolysis activity; ATP binding. The record is from RefSeq and is a predicted model, not a curated record. Lineage: Eukaryota; Metazoa; Chordata; Mammalia; Rodentia; Sciuridae. Gene Ontology annotation, biological process: endosomal transport; vacuole organization. Bases 164 to 1477 code for a protein of 437 amino acids.